Molecule: messenger RNA, 766 nt
Organism: Fusarium oxysporum Fo47
Lineage: Eukaryota; Fungi; Ascomycota; Sordariomycetes; Hypocreales; Nectriaceae
Product: alpha-N-methyltransferase NTM1
Exons: 3
Coding region: 20-727 (235 amino acids)
Biological process (GO): N-terminal protein amino acid methylation
Cellular component (GO): cytoplasm
Molecular function (GO): N-terminal protein N-methyltransferase activity
Source: RefSeq, a predicted model, not a curated record
AACUCAUGGCUCUCUCAUCAUGUCGAACCCCGCAAACUCACAACCCGAUAGCUUAAUACAAGCUGAAAAAUGCAAAGAAUACUGGGAGUCCGUUGAUUCCGACAAUAAUGGAAUGCUUGGUGGUGUUUUAUCCGUCAUGCCUUCCGUUUCCCGCAUCGAUCUCCAAGGCUCACGCACGUUUCUAGCAAGAUUAGGGAUUGGUAUCAAGAGCGGUAGACAGAGGAUACCGAGAGUUCUCGAGGGUGGAGCGGGAAUUGGUAGGAUCACAGAAGGACUGCUUCUCAAGCUUGCAGACCAAGUUGACGUCGUUGAGCCCGUGGUCAAAUUCACAGAAACCCUACGCGGUAAGCCUGGUGUAGGAGAAAUUCACAACGUCGGCCUUGAGGAAUGGGAACCUAGCGAGGGAGCGGUAUACGAUCUUAUCUGGAUCCAAUGGUGCAUAGGACAUCUCAACGACGAGGAAUUGGUGCAGUUUCUGGAGAGGUGCAAAUCGGUGCUGGAGAAGGAACAUGGCCUUAUUGUGUUCAAGGAGAAUUUGAGUACAUGGGGCCAGGACAAGUUUGAUGAGCUUGACGGCAGCGUCACAAGGGAGGAUGAGAAGUUUCAGCAGCUCUUCAAGAAAGCGGGACUGAAGCUGUUGAAAUCGGAUAUUCAGCGUGGAUUCCCGGUUGUCAAGAACCGUCAGCUACUCCCGUUGAAGAUGUAUGCUCUUCGACCGGAGCAAUAGAUCACGGCAGCGUUUUCUCUCGGUUAUAUAUCAUUUCGG